This is a messenger RNA of Opisthocomus hoazin, 1602 nucleotides long. Lineage: Eukaryota; Metazoa; Chordata; Aves; Opisthocomiformes; Opisthocomidae. The record is from RefSeq and is a predicted model, not a curated record.
AUGUACUUUUUUCAGGAGGACCCAAAUGAUAUCGACCCCAAAAGGAAAGACGUGCGUGGCAGUGACAGGGAGGACAAAGCACAAAGCGUGGAGACGCUACCUCCAGGAAAGGUUCGGUGGCAAGACUUUGAUCAGGAUGCUUAUGUCGGCGCUACCGUGGUGCGGUCUGGGCAGGAUCCGUACGCCCGCAAUAAGUUCAAUCAGGUUGAAAGUGACAAACUGCGGAUGGACCGAAGCAUUCCUGACACCAGGCAUGACCAGUGCCAGCGGAAACAAUGGCGGAUAGAUUUGCCAGCCACUAGCGUGGUGAUCACCUUUCAUAACGAGGCGAGGUCUGCGUUGCUGCGAACUGUCGUCAGUGUCUUGAAAAAAAGCCCAUCGCAUCUUAUUAAGGAAAUCAUACUGGUGGAUGACUACAGUAACGAUCCUGAGGAUGGUGCUCUCUUGGGAAAAAUUGAAAAAGUGCGGGUUCUUCGAAAUGAUCGCCGAGAAGGCUUGAUGCGCUCGCGUGUCAGAGGGGCGGAUGCAGCCCAGGCGAAAGUGCUGACCUUCCUGGAUAGUCACUGUGAGUGCAACGAACACUGGCUGGAACCGCUUCUGGAAAGGGUAGCUGAGGACAAGACCAGAGUUGUGUCUCCUAUUAUUGAUGUAAUUAAUAUGGACAACUUCCAGUACGUGGGGGCGUCAGCUGAUUUAAAAGGCGGCUUUGAUUGGAACCUGGUGUUCAAGUGGGAUUACAUGACACCAGAGCAAAGAAGAGCACGGCAAGGAAAUCCAGUUGCUCCCAUAAAGACACCCAUGAUAGCUGGUGGGUUAUUUGUGAUGGACAAAUCCUAUUUUGAAGAACUGGGGAAGUAUGACAUGAUGAUGGAUGUUUGGGGUGGAGAAAACUUAGAGAUCUCCUUCAGAGUUUGGCAGUGUGGUGGGAGCCUAGAAAUCAUCCCGUGCAGCAGAGUGGGUCACGUAUUCCGCAAACAGCAUCCUUACACCUUUCCCGGUGGGAGUGGUACCGUGUUUGCAAGAAAUACACGCAGGGCAGCAGAAGUCUGGAUGGAUGAGUAUAAAAACUUCUAUUACGCAGCAGUGCCUUCAGCCAGGAAUGUAGCAUACGGCAAUAUUCAAAGCCGAAUGGAACUCAGAAAGAGACUGAGCUGCAAACCCUUCAAGUGGUAUCUUGAAAAUGUUUAUCCUGAGUUACGGGUACCUGAUCAUCAAGAUAUAGCUUUUGGGGCUUUGCAGCAGGGUACCAAUUGCCUUGACACUUUGGGCCAUUUUGCAGAUGGUGUUGUUGGAGUUUAUGAAUGCCAUAAUGCCGGGGGAAACCAGGAAUGGGCCUUAACAAAGGACAAGUCAGUGAAACACAUGGAUUUGUGCCUUACUGUUGUGGACAGAGCACCUGGUUCACUAAUAAAACUUCAGGGCUGCAGGGAAAACGACAGCAGACAGAAAUGGGAACAAAUUGAAAGCAAUUCUAAACUGAGGCACGUUGGCAGCAACCUCUGUCUAGACAGCCGAAAUGCCAAAAAUGGUGGUCUCACUGUGGAGAUCUGCAGUCCUUCUUUGUCACAGCAGUGGAAAUUCACACUGAAUCUGCAGCAGUAG